UCCGUUUCUAGCCAGCCGGUGGUGUCACUCAACAACAAUCGUGGAGACUUCAAAUCAUUUCAAAUAAUACCUCACACUACUGAGUAGGGAUUCCAUUAGAGAAAAGCUGUCCAGCUGUUUUAUUCUGAUGGUCAGCCAUGGAUGAAGAUGACAGCCAAGAUGAGCUGAUCAACUGCAGUACAUCCCACAGCAAAGGAAAAAGGGCUGCCCUGUGGGCCAUCUCAGAUGACUCUGACAAUGUUGAAGAGGAGUCUGGGGAGGGAGAAACUGACAGUGGUGAGGAAGAAGAGGAGGAUCAUGUAGACGGAGAGGAGGAGGAUGAUGAUGAUGAUGAUGAUGAUGAAGAGGAGGAGGAAGAUGAGGAGGAUGAUGAGGAAGAGGAGGGAGAUGCUAAGGCUGAGGAUGGAGCUUUUGGGAUAACCUCUGCCGACGUUGCAGGGAUGAGCUCGGAUGAGGACACUGAGAAGUGUCCCAUCUGCCUUAACUCAUUCAGCAGCCAGCCUGUUGCAACACCAGAGAACUGCGAGCACUACUUCUGUCUCGACUGCAUCCUCGCAUGGGCCAAGAAUGCAAACUCGUGCCCUGUAGACCGUAUUGCCUUCAACAGCAUAUACCUAAGGAAAUGUUAUGGAGGCAAAGUGAAGAAAAUGAUCACAGUACAAAAGCCUGCAAAGGAAGAACAAGAGGAAACGGUAAAUUUGGACCUGGAGCAGACCAGCUGUGAGGUGUGUGGGGGCACUGACCGUGAGGACCGCCUCUUGCUCUGCGAUGGCUGUGAUGCUGGGUAUCACAUGGAGUGUCUCACACCACCUCUUGACUCUGUUCCUGUGGAGGAAUGGUUCUGCCCUGAGUGUGAAGCCAACAACCGUCACUCGAGGGGUUCAGCUGAGGAACUUAGUGAUACAGAGAGCCUACCUUCUACUGCCCGUCCCGCCACCAGUCGCUUACAGUCCGGCGCUGCAGGUCCCACCAGAGCUAUCGCCCGAACUCAGCAGAGCGAAAGGGUUCGAGCUAAUGUCAACCGACAUCGCAUCACACAGGCACGGACAUCACAGUUGGCUCCCACGUAUAUGAUUCAGUCCACUUGGCUUGAUGAGACUAUUAAUGCUGUGGUGGCUGGGCUCAAUUCGGCUGUGUAUAUACGGGACUUAACACCACGCGUCCCAUCUAGCCGCAGGCGCAAGACCAGGAAGCGCAGAAAAGUUAGAAGCAAGAAGACCUCUUCUGCCAAGGGUAAAACCGGUAAAUUAGCAACUACAGGAGUCAAGAGGAGGAAGCGGAGAGUGAGGAAGACUAAAUCCAGAAAAAAGCUGAUGUUGAAAAAGGCUGCCACUCCUCGAAGCCGUAUUGCUAGUAAUCUGAGAAUUGUAAAGGACAAGAAGAGCUCUUCACUUCCUACAGUAUAUCGGCCAUCAGAGCACACGCUAAGCAGCAUGCGCGCUGACAUAGGUGCAGCAUCCCUCUCUAUCUAUGGAGAUCCAUUUGACCUGGAUCCAUUUGUGGAUCGUCAGGAGGAAGAGCAGCAGGCCCACAUUACAUCGCUGUUGGAAGCCAAGAGGCGAGGGAUCUCUCGCUCUGCUCUUCGCUCUCACCAGCCUGUAGCUCGACCAGUCACUGCAAGCCUAUCCGGGAGAGGAAUGGAUGUUCCCCAAUCAAGGAGUGUUUUUGAGGCGGCUCCUGUACCCGACCUACUGGGCAGCAUCCUAUCGGGACAGAGCGUCCUCUUAAUGGACAGCUCUGAUGUUGUUAUUAAUCGAGAUGGUUCCCUCAAAGCUACAAAGCCAAUGAUGCCAUCUGUGUCAAACCGAGGUUGCAGCAAUAGCAGUAGCUCAGGAGAAGCCAGCACCCAGAUCAGCCCGGUGAUGUCACCCAGCCAAGGAGACAGGUCUCCGUCUCUACACUACAACGCAGACCUACCAGGAUCCUCCCAUAGCUCCAUAAACAGACCUUUCUCCCAGAGCUCUUCUCGCUUGCAACCCUACAUGCCCUCCUCAGCCAGCCACAUCCAACCACCUUCCCAUUCUGAUUUACCACCCCGAGGCCAUCCAAGUUUGCAGCUACCUCGUCCAAUCAGACCCACGCACCCUCCUGGUCACCAGAGAACCAAUGGGGUGAGAGCCCCCAGCCCAUCCUCAUCCACCAACUCCUCCGUGGACUCCAGCUCCAAGAGCAAGGGAAUGGCCUCAUCACAGUCUAAAAAAGCACCUACAAAGCCCAUGUGGGUAGACGUGUCAGUGCUUCCUAGGAUACCAAAAAUAAAAAGGGAGAGCAGUGGUAUCACAAAGGAUGGCACUAGUCAAGAUGGCAGCAGUGGGAGUAAUCGCAGCAGCAGCAGCAGCAGCAGCAGCAGCAGUAGUAGUAGUAGGGGAAAUAGUAGUAAUGGUUGUGUCACUCCAGAAACAGGCAUGAACAGCCUUGCUGGGGACCAGGGAAGGCAGCAAAGUGUAGAUCAGCAAAAGGGCAGGGCUGACGGUCAGGCCCAGAGGCAGAGGCCUGACGGAGCCAGCUCGUCCUCAGCCUUCUCCAACUCCUUCUCCUCUUCCUCCUCCACUGGUUCUUCUGCUAGCCAGCCACAUUAUUCCUCAUCUUCCUCGUCUUCCUCAUCUUCAUCAGCAGCAGUGAGCUUCCGCAUCAACGCCAGUGGGAACUCCUGGCAGUCGAGGCGGCUAAGCAGCUCGUCAUCCUCUGCUGCUGGAGGAGGCGGCACGCAGGCACCCCGGCGAGAAAAGGAAGAUGAAGCAAAAAAGAGACAGCUGCACAGGGAUAAACAGAUGCUGUUGGCAUCACGUACGCUGGUCCAUAAAGACCAAGACAGCGAUAAUAUCUACGAUCCCUAUAAUCCCACCCUGUCAGAGUCUAGCAGCUCAGAUGAUGAAGCUGAGAGCACAAGCCUGGAUGGCAGCUCCCUACAUGCCACACGGGAGGGGAAGGCCCCAAGUUUAGGAAACAAGAAGGGUUUAGUGCAGAGCAAGCAUGACCUGGUUCCUGUGAAAAUUGAAACAUGGGAGACUGAAGUCUCAUGGGAAGAUCCAGGGAGAACUAGUUCUCAGGAAACCACAUCAUCGGAGGUCAGAUUCUCAGAAGAGUACGUCAAGGUAGAAAAAGAAUCUAGAUUAGUGGACACUAAGAAAAUGUUACUAGACACUAAAGUUAAGAAGGAGCCAGGGUUAGAUGAUGCAGGGGAAGCUGAAAGGUUUGGUCACAGUGUAAAAAGUUUGAAGUCCGAGAAAGCAGACACCACACCACCUGUUCAACACAGCCUGGAUCUUUUAAAGACUGAGAGGGGGACUCUCGAGGAGGAGAGUGGACAGAGCGUUGGCACUCUAAACAGUGAUCCCCCUGACUGUAGGAACGAUUCAUCAGCAUCUAACUCUGCUCCCGCCAAGAAAAAAGAAACCAAAUCCAAUUCCAAAUCCUCUCCCAAGUCAAGAGAUUUGGGCCUUAAGAAGAAGGCCUUUCAAGCUUCGAAGGAGAGACGCUCUAGCAGUUCAGAGACCGACCGAGGCAGGAGAGAAGACCGUCAUGUCUCAGGCCAGGGAGGCCGACGGAAAGAAAGGGAGAAGGACCGAGAGACGAGUUCAAGGCGGUCAAGGUCCAGAGAGAGGAGAAGGGCACACUCGGUCUCAGAAAGCUCUCAGUCCGGUUCCCCUGAUAGGACUCGCGGAAAGAGACGUCGGUCCCGGUCCAAAGACAGGAGGCGAUCUAGGUCUGGUUCCGGCUCUAGCAGCAAAGAGCGUUCGAGGAAGAAGCAUAAACGAAGUAGCAAGGAGAGAAAUGAUGGCAGAGAGAGAGACUAUGAUAGAAGACGGGUGUCAAAGGACAAGAGACAUGGUUGGUCUCGUUCAAAAUCUUCUUCAAACUCACGUUCCAGAUCCAGAUCCAGAUCAAAGGACCAUAAGCGUCGGUCUUGCUCAAAAUCACGGUCAAAGUCACGCUCCAGAUCCAGGGAAAGAAGGAAAGACCACACACGGCCGCAACAAUCGUCUCUCUCCUCCAGAGACCAUGUGGAGUCGCGGUCAAAAGACAAGAGGAGACGCAGGUCUAGAUCCAGCUCAAGAGAGAAAAGGAAAGAAGUAGGAUCAUCAUCCAAGACUUCUCAGAGAAGUUCAGGGUCCUGUGUUUUGUCCUCUAAAGACACAAAACGGUUACAGGACAUCAAAAAAGGGAAGGAGAUCACUCAAAACUCCCUCAAAGAGGAAAAAAUUGCCACAGUGAAUAAACAGAAGACUCCCUCCUGUACUGCCGCUUCUAAAGUUGGAAAGAAAGGCCAAGACUUAAGGGGAGACGACCAGGCCACAACAAAAGAAAUGGCGGGAGAGACGAAGGUCGGAAAAGAAAUCAAGAAAGAAAAAAAAACAUCUCUUGAUAUGUUUGAAGAUUCUUUUUCUUUUACUAAACCAAUUAAGAAAGAAGAAACUGACAUUCAUGCUUUGAUGGUAGCCAAAAGCAUAGAUGAAGAGUUAAACAGAGAAGACCCCAUCAAGACGGAGUGCUUUGAAAUCAAGACUGAGCCCUGUGAAAUCCCCAUAAUUAAAACUGAGCAAAGUUCCCCAGAAAUAUGCCACAUACCCCCUGUCACCUCAUUUUCUACACCGACCACACCGGUUACAGCAGUCGGUCUGCAUGAUGCAGUCUCUCGGUCUCACCCAGAGUUAAUGGCCUCCAGAGAACAACCAGCCACUGUUGGGUUGACCGUCCCUGUAAAGCAGGAACUUCGGCAACCCUCAGACUCCGACGAUGACUUUAAUGUUGACGUGAUGCUAGACAACCUGGACUAUGUGAAGCCUGAGAGCACAGAGGAAAGUGGCGCCUCUGUCAAACGAGAGGAGGAAGUAGAGGAGGGGAAGAAUGAACAGGUAUCGACUGUAGUGGGAGCAAAAGCCAAGACUCAAGUGAAGAGGGUUACCUGGAAUAUACAGGAGCCUCAGGGGCCUCAACCAGAGAAAUCCGCAAGCAAGCUGUCUCUGUAUAAGUUGAAGCUAAAGCAGGAAGGCGCUCGCAGACCCCCUUCAACAGUCCAGACAUCCAGUCAGGACAUCACUGGAGCUGUCAGUCACCCCUCCAAGAGGGGUGCUGUUGGUCCUCUCAGUUCCUCCUCUACUUCUGAUGGUGUACAAGGGGAGGAAGGGCAUUUGUAUUUGAAGAAGCUGCACAUGCAGGAGAGAGCUAUAGAAGAGGUGAAGCUCGCCAUCAAGCCUUUCUACCAGAGGAGAGACAUCAACAAAGAUGAAUACAAAGAGAUUGUACGCAAAGCUGUCCAAAAGGUGUGCCACAGCAAGAGUGGGGAGAUCAACCCAGUGAAGGUGGGCAAUCUGGUCAAGGCAUACGUUGACAAAUACAAACACGCUAGGAAACACAAGAAAGGAGAGGACAUGGGGCAGGUACAGGAGGCUGAGGCCAUCAGGACCUCUGGUAGCCCAUGAGGCAAGGCAAGGACCGCAACACCCACUGCAGACACUUAUUCAUACGUUUUACUUUGUGUUCUACCACCGGGUGUGAUCUCAAACUCUCGGACAAACCCAAUCCAACCGGCUUUCUAGGAUUUGCUCAAAGCUCCAAGGUGCAGCUAUAAAGUUGUGCUUUCUGGCUUAACUGAAUUUUGACUAAACCCUUUUGUUGAUCACUUGAACUGCACCUAUUGAUGUCUUGUGCUUGGACAGUCACUGCCAGGAACUGGUCUCUUUGUGUAGUACAGCUCAGAAACUUUAUGGGAGACCUUGAGGUUGUGCCUUAAAGAGGCAAAUCUCAAAGCCCCUCCCAUGGAGUGAUAAAUCAGGUAGCUUUCUCCACAGGCAUAUCACUGGGAGGAUGCAGCGUGGGCUUUGAGGUUCAUACGGCUGUUUUUGUUUUGUGGGAGCAAAGGUGUAUUUAUCAGUGGCAGAACAAAUUUUGUUGGUUAAGGAGUGCUAUAAAAGUGUGCAGAAUAUGCAUAUAAAUAGGUUUGUCACAUUAAGGAACAACACUGUUAUGCAAUUUUUGUAAACAUUUAUCGGAGUAAUUAAACAAUUUUAGAUUUGGUUGUAAAUAAUAUAGAUUUGAUAUAUCCACUUAUAUGUUCCUUUCGUCUGUGUUGCCUGUUGCGAAUGACUAAAAAUGGUUCUAGUAUAUAGAGUUGAUUGGUUUAUGUUUUGUAUUUGAAAGCCUCUGUUAUCCGUCUUCCACAUCCCUACUAUCCAUCUCUAAUGAGCUACAUAUAGUCCAGCGUACUACAGAUGAACGUGCAGCAGUUUGAAAUGAAUAAUGGAGUCGCUGCUAUCAAAAAACAGCCUCUUCUUUUUGGGCAUAUUUGCUUUUUUUAUUAUCUAAACAAACUUUUGAAUCUCAGCAUUAUCCAUUUUUCAACCCAUCACUGAUGUAGAAAACCAGGGAAUAUUUAGUUGGCAAACUAACUUUUUUUUUUUGUAUAAUGGAGACUCCAUAAUGCAUGAUGUAUGAGUGAAAAGGGUUAUAGUACAGACUUCAUGUCUCAAUGGCUGAGUUGCAGUCCCAAUUAUCUUUCAAAAAUGUUAAUGUCUAUAUUUUGUCACCGUCUUCACCUGGUGCUGUCAUGUGAUUUUAACUACCAGGUUGUUUUUGUAUUUAAUGUAAAGUAUAUUAAGCUAAUUUUUAUUGGCAUGCUAUUGUUUUGUGAGAUCAAUGUAUAGCCCAAUUUAAUAAAAAAACAAUAACAUCUCACAGCAAUUUCCAAGGUAGGUAUAAUAGAAGUGAACGCAUACUUCACUACUACAGUACAACAUAAAAAGAAUCAUUUUAGUGUUCACCUCGAGGUGUCUGCAGUACUUAAUUAUGACUGCUUUUGUCAUGUCUUUAACCUGAACCUCCGUCUGGAUAUCCUUUACUGCUCUGCUGUGCUGUCUUCACCAGAAUUCUCCAUGAGAAACUAAUUCUGCGUGUUCACCAUUUUGUUGUCUACAGUAGUUUGUUUGCCAACUGUAAAGAUGA
Messenger RNA from Perca flavescens (yellow perch), 6942 nucleotides. RefSeq names its product PHD and ring finger domains 1 (gene phrf1). The transcript is spliced from 19 exons. The record is from RefSeq and is a predicted model, not a curated record. Bases 138 to 5423 code for a protein of 1761 amino acids. Lineage: Eukaryota; Metazoa; Chordata; Actinopteri; Perciformes; Percidae.